UGGGGUCUGUGGGCGGGGCUCCGAGCCGGCCCCGCCCAUCUUGGUUGUCAUAGUGAGGCGGGACGCACUGAGACUCCAGGAUCCCAACAGCUGGAAGCUAGAGGCUGGUGUCAUGGAGUACACGGGGAGCCAAUAUAUUGGGGAAUAUGUAGACGGGAGGAUGGAGGGCGAAGCCGAAUACCUCCUCCCUACUGAAACAAAGUAUGUUGGGGAAAUGAAGGACGGCAUGUUUCAUGGCCAAGGAACCCUGUACUUCCCCAACGGGAGCCGCUAUGAUGCCAUUUGGGAAAAGGGACUGGCCGUGAAGGGCACGUACACCUUCUCGGACGGGCUGCAGUACGAUGCCGAGCACUGGCAUUACUGCGACGGCCAUGACCGGAGGUUUUACACCGAGAUCUGCUAUGGCUUGAAGCCUGCAGGGAUCUCUCAAGUCACCAAUAUGGACCCGCCUCGAAAAAUCCCUGAAGGCUAUUACGAUUGUGGAGAUGGCUUCUAUGACCCGGUCACAAGGAUAAUCAAAGACUAUAGGAACCGCUUUUUGAGAAAUGCAGAUGAUGAUGAGCACGAGUGGAUCAUCAAGACGUGUCGCAAGGGUUGGGACGAAAUCGUGGGUCACCGACCCAAGCUGUGAGCUCUGCAGCUGCCCCCAUGAGAGGUCUCCUCUACACCGCUGGCAGUGGCUGGCCUUGCGGGCAGCCUGCGGUUGCAGACCCUGACUUUCGAUCCAGGAAUAAAGCCUUUCUGCACUCAGUG
Acinonyx jubatus (cheetah) is the source of this 753-nucleotide messenger RNA. It is a transcript of the gene MORN5, whose product is annotated as MORN repeat containing 5. Lineage: Eukaryota; Metazoa; Chordata; Mammalia; Carnivora; Felidae. The transcript has 5 exons. The coding region runs from base 113 to 631 and encodes 172 amino acids. The record is from RefSeq and is a predicted model, not a curated record.